Molecule: messenger RNA, 351 nt
Organism: Acaulospora morrowiae
Lineage: Eukaryota; Fungi; Glomeromycota; Glomeromycetes; Diversisporales; Acaulosporaceae
Source: the annotation of a GenBank genome assembly
CCUAUAUCAGAAUUAAUAACACCCUCAAGUCAGGAUUUAUCUAUAUCAGAAUUAUUCCUCAAAUCAUGCUCACCAAGUAUUGACCAUAUCACCUCCACUGAAGAAACUAGUAUAACAGAGAAUUCUAAUCAAAUUAAUAUUCCGAACAAGUGGGUUAAAAAUAGAAAACCAAGAUCUAGGGGCAUAGCUUAUUCCAUGUCUCAAAGAGACACUCCUAUGGGUUUGCAAAGCAAUAAAUCUGUACAGAUUUCUGAUUCAUCUAAUAGUGGAGCUAGUAUCAAGGCACAUAUUAUUAAUAAAAGUGAUAUACCCAAUACCCUAACAAAAAAAGCAGAAAAAUACUUUAAUUGA